AUGACACUCUGUAAGGAUUACUCCACCAAAGUCCACGGCGCCAGUCCUGCAGUCAUGGUAACCAUAGUGGCGGAGCACAUCGGCCGCCUGUUCAUCAGCCUGCAGCACAUCCGGCAGGUCCCGCGCAUGCUCACCGAGGCUGCCCCCUCCAUGCCCGCCACCCUGAGGGACUGCGAUGUGCCCGCCCAGCUGCGCGACCGCAACAUCACCUCAGGCUACCGGCAACUCCACCAGAACUGGCGCUACUACUUCCUUUCUCUGUUCCAGCGCCACAAUGAAACCUUAAACGUCUGGACUCACCUUGUUGCCUUUUUGAUCAUCCUGGUGAAAGCGUGUGAUCUGGCUGAGAACGUAGACUUGGUGAAUGACCAGCACGCAUGGCCGCUGUGCGUUCUUCUGCUCUCCUCUCUGACCUACACGGCUUUUAGCGUCAUCGCUCACCUUUUUGGCAGCAAAUCCGAGUUUUCCCAUUUUGUCUUUUACUAUAUGGACUAUGUCGGAGUGGCGCAGUAUCAGUAUGGCAGCGCCGUUGUGCACUUUUACUACGCUAUUGACGCCGGCAUGCACGGCUACCUCCACGCCUCCUACUUGGACUACGUUGGCAGGAGAGAGGUGUACGCGAGCCUGCAUGGGAGCGGCGAGUCUGCUUUUUUUGUUCAGCUGUAUGCAGGCACCGUGAUGGCAUGUGUGGUCACCGGCGCAAUCGUUUUGACGAAAGUAAAUCACACGCUGGUCAAACACAAAUGUGCCUGA
Knipowitschia caucasica is the source of this 753-nucleotide messenger RNA. Lineage: Eukaryota; Metazoa; Chordata; Actinopteri; Gobiiformes; Gobiidae. The record is from the annotation of a GenBank genome assembly.